AUGAAUAGAAGAAAUGCUGAAGAGAACAAACUGAUAGGGAACGUAUCAAAUUGUUUUGAAAAUAACGAUAAUAAAGAAAAUUACCUAAAAGAAGUCGUAACUCCUCUAGGGGAUGUUUAUAUAUUAAAUGAAAGAACAAAUGAAAAAUUUAUUAAAGGAACGCAGAGGAGUGAUGGAACGUUUAGAAAAACCAUCCGUGUGAGAACAGAUUACAUGCCUCAAGAAGAGAAUUGUGUGUAUCAAGUUAAAGGAAAAAUAUUAGAAGAGCAAAAUAAGAGCAAGUAUGUAAGCUCCAGCACAAAUGGAUUUUUAAGUGGCAAUAGAAAUGACUUAUAUGCCUUUAAUGCUCUUACAGGAUCAAAUGGUUAUACGAAUAGUUCUCUGAAGAAUUUGGCUAAUAAAAGUACUGAGAGGAAAGUUCCAGGGUGGAACCCUGUUAAUGACAAGGAAAAUGAAAAGGCGAAGAAUUUAAAAAAGAAAAAGAAAAAAAAAAAAAAAAAAGGUGAUGAUGAAAAAGUUGAGAGUUAA
Molecule: messenger RNA, 528 nt
Organism: Plasmodium gonderi
Lineage: Eukaryota; Apicomplexa; Aconoidasida; Haemosporida; Plasmodiidae
Exons: 2
Coding region: 1-528 (175 amino acids)
Biological process (GO): exon-exon junction complex disassembly
Cellular component (GO): cytoplasm; exon-exon junction complex
Molecular function (GO): RNA binding
Source: RefSeq, a predicted model, not a curated record